Messenger RNA from Lytechinus pictus (painted urchin), 1938 nucleotides. Its product is annotated as golgin subfamily A member 6-like protein 22. The transcript has 2 exons. The record is from RefSeq and is a predicted model, not a curated record. The coding region runs from base 1 to 1938 and encodes 645 amino acids. Lineage: Eukaryota; Metazoa; Echinodermata; Echinoidea; Temnopleuroida; Toxopneustidae.
AUGGUGGCCUAUGGCCCACAAGCUAAGCUUAAUGCAAAUCGAGCGAUACCAAUAUUUGAAGAUCGCUUGGCAGAUGUCAUCGAGUUUGAUAAGUACGUUUACCUCAAUGACACCAACGUCGAGCAAAUUGACGCAUUCCUCAAACUGCUCAGAGACCAGGCAACACUUGUACCAUCAACCUUAACAUCUGGUGUGCCCGAGGAGCAGGAGGAGGAGGAUGAACAGAAAGGGGAGGAGGAGAAGGAGCAGAUGGAGGAGCAGGAAACAUACAGCAAGGAGAUGGAGGAGGAAAAGAAGGAGAAACAAGAGAAGGAGCCAGACAGAGAUGAGGUUCCGGCGGGCGAGGUGGAUGACAAGGUUGUGAUUCCGGACAAAAACAAGUUUUGGCUGAUGGACAAUCCUGCAAAGAAGGAGGAACAAUUAUGGGAAUUCCUUGAAGGAAUGCAGAGCAAGGAGGAGGUUGAGGACAAAGAAAUGUUUGAGCUGAUGGAAAACCCGUCAAAGAAGGAGGAACAAUUAUGGGAAUUCCUGGAAGGAAUGCAGAGCAUGGAGGAGGUUGAGGACAAAGAAAUGUUUGAGCUGAUGGAAAACCCGUCAAAGAAGGAGGAACAAUUAUGGGAAUUCCUGGAAGGAAUGCAGAGCAUGGAGGAGGUUGAGGACAAAGACAUGUUUGAGCUGAUAGAAAACCCGUCAAAGAAGGAGGAACAAUUAUGGGAAUUCCUGGAAGGAAUGCAGAUCAAGGAGGAGGUUGAGGACAAAGACAUGUUUGAACUGAUGGAAAAACCGGCAAAGAAGGAGGAACAAUUAUGGGAAUUCCUUGAAGGAAUGCAGAGCAAGGAGGAGGUUGAGGACAAAGACAUGUUUGAGCUGAUAGAAAACCCGUCAAAGAAGGAGGAACAAUUAUGGGAAUUCCUUGUAGGAAUGCAGAGCAAGGAGGAGGUUGAGGACAAAGACAUGUUUGAACUGAUGGAAAAACCGGCAAAGAAGGAGGAACAAUUAUGGGAAUUCCUUGAAGGAAUGCAGAGCAAGGAGGAGGUUGAGGACAAAGACAUGUUUGAGCUGAUAGAAAACCCGGCAAAGAAGGAGGAACAAUUAUGGGAAUUCCUUGAGGGAAGGCAAAGCAAAGAGGAGGGUGAGAUCAAAGACAAGUUUGAGCUGAUGGAAAAGCCGGCAAAGAAGGAGGAACAAUUAUGGGAAUUCCUUGAAGGAAUGCAGAGCAAGGAGGAGGUUGAGGACAAAGACAUGUUUGAGCUGAUUGAAAACCCGGCAAAGAAGGAGGAACAAUUAUGGGAAUUCCUUGAGGGAAUGCAAAGCAAAGAGGAGGGUGAGAUCAAAGACAAGUUUGAGCUGAUGGAAAAGCCGGCAAAGAAGGAGGAAGAAUUAUGGGAAUUCCUGGAUGGAAUGCAGAGUAAGGAGGAGGAUGGGGACAAAGACAAGUUUGUGCUGACGGAAAAACUGGCAAAGAAGGGGCAAGAAAUACGGGAAUUCCUUGAAGGAAUGCAGAGCAAGGAGGAGGUUGUGGACAAAGACAAGUUUGUGCUGACGGAAAAACUGGCAAAGAAGGAGGAAGAAAUAUGGGACUUCCUUGUAGGAAUGCAGAGCAAGGAGGAGGUUGUGGACAAAGACAAGUUUGGGCUGAUGGAAAAGCCGGCAAAGAAGGAUGAAGUAAUAUGGGAAUUCCGGGAGGGGAUGCAAAGCAAGGAUGAGGAUGAGGACAAAGACAAACUUGCGCUAAUGGAGAGUGAGUCAAGACUGGAGCAGGAUGUACUGAAAAAUAAAAAGCAUAUGGAAAAGGAGGAAGAGGGGGUGAAGAUUAUGUUCCUGGUAGAGGAGAAAAUCAAGGACAGGAAGACUGAAACAGAGGAAGGGGUAUCCAAGGACAUUGAUGGAGGGAGGAGGAGACGGAAAUGGUGGAGAAGAUUCGUAUGUUGUGUUUAG